AUGGCAUCAGGAGGCGACCUUCCACCAGAUAAUAAUUACGAUGUAUAUAGGCGUAUUUGGAGAGUUUCUCAGAAUGAAGUCGAAGACUUGGAAAGACAAUCAUUGGAUUUCUUCAAGGAAAUGACUGAUAUUGACAUUGCAGGGCUUCCAGUAUGUUCCUUAGGUGCCUCAUUUAAUGGUUUCGGUGGGGGAAUAUUUUCAAUCAUUCCAGCAUUUAAAUCUCAAUUUAAAGUAGUUGAGACACCUGGAACACCUGAGUUGUCUGGUCUUUGUUUAUUGAGAUCAAUGGAUGGGAUAGCAUAUAUAUAUGAUCAAGCCACUCAAUUAAGAGUGGCGUCAAUUUACCACGUAAGGAAUUUGGAUAUUAUUGGUUAUAAGUUAGUUCAAUCAUUAAAGCCUCAACAUGAAGCAACAGAAAGUCCUCUUCCAUUAUUUGAUACUGGAUUUGUAUUAAACGUUUUGGAAAACGGUUAUUUACCUUGCUCCAAAUUCCAAGGAUCUUGUAUUAAGGGAGACAGAAUGUUAUAUGGUUGGUAUACAAUUAGGGAUAUCUAUACAAAAGGAGAAUGGGGAAUCAUCCAUUACGAGAGUAGAGGACCACAGAAUAUUCUGAAGGAGUUUACACCAUUAUCAUUCAAUUUAAGUUCAUCUGUAUGGGGUAAGGGAUACUCUAACGGAUUUGUAAGCAGAAGAUACAUGAAUAAUGAUUUUGUUCAGCCAUGCUAUGAAAACGCAUGUCCAUACAGAAUGUCAAAAAUGUUUGAUACAGUAUCUGUUUCAUUCAGAAACGUACUAACUUUUGUUACUGCUUAA
Messenger RNA from Cryptosporidium ubiquitum, 813 nucleotides. RefSeq lists its product as uncharacterized. The transcript has a single exon. The record is from RefSeq and is a predicted model, not a curated record. NCBI's taxonomy places the organism in Eukaryota, Apicomplexa, Conoidasida, Eucoccidiorida, Cryptosporidiidae. Bases 1 to 813 code for a protein of 270 amino acids.